ACUGACUGCGCGCGUAUGCAGCGGCUCCUCGUCAUCCUCACUGCUGAGACACAGACACACAAGAUCCGCUGGGACUCCUCCGAUAUUCAGUAGCUCUCCUGUGCUCGGAAUGGAGAUGUUGAAUAAUCGACUAAAAUAAGGAAAAGUGCUCGCAGAGAUCAAGAUGGUGUCGUGGAUCAUUUCGCGGAUGGUGGUUCUGGCCUUCGGGACCCUCUACCCAGCCUAUUCCUCUUAUAAAGCUGUGAAGACGAAAAACGUCAAGGAGUAUGUCAAAUGGAUGAUGUACUGGAUAGUGUUUGCGUUAUUCACAACAGCAGAGAUGAUCACAGAUAUGCUUUUAUCAUGGUUUCCAUUUUAUUUUGAGCUGAAGAUUGCUUUUGUUAUCUGGCUGUUGUCCCCGUACACCAAGGGCUCCAGUGUGCUGUAUCGCAAGUUUGUGCACCCCACGCUCUCCAACAAAGAAAAGGAAAUUGAUGAGUACAUAACCCAGGCUAAAGACCGCAGUUAUGAGACCAUGAUGCGCUUUGGGAAGAGAGGACUCAAUAUAGCUGCCACUGCAGCAGUCACGGCAGCCACAAAGGGUCAGGGCGUGUUAUCAGAGAAGCUGCGCAGUUUCAGCAUGCAGGAUCUGACUCUGAUUCAGAACGAAGACGAGCUGCUGCUGGACGGCGCAGACGACACACACACUGCCGCCACGCUACCUCGGGCUAAAACAGUCACGCGCACAGUUCGUGCCACACCCAUACCGGCUGACAACGAAUCGCAGCACAGCUGUCGCUCUGAUGACCAAUCAGAUAGCAGGACAGAGCAUUCGGAUGAAGAUGCAGCAGAUAAGGCCCCAAAACGCACUUCAAGCGUCAGAGCAGUCAAGAAACCAGCCGCUGCCAAAACAGAGCAGACCACCAAGACAGUGAAGAAACCCACAAAGAAGAAAACCACCACCACGGCCAACAACAAUGCUGAAUUACCAUGAGUCACACUGCGUUUAUCCAUCCCUGGACAACACACACAUUCAUGUGCUUUCCCGUACUAACAUUAGUGCUUUUCGCUUUUACAGAUAUGUUCUUACAACUGCAGAUACACACACAAACAUAAAUGCAUCACCUCUAGUCGGUUUAAUGCGGUGAAGAAGUUAAGACGUCUGGCUUCAUGCAUUCAUUUUCUGUUAACACUCCAAUGUGUGUGUUUCAAGUAAGGCUGGGUCUUGUCUUUUUGUCUGUAGGCCUUAAUAUUUUCAAAAGCAUGAGAUCAGAAAGUAGUGCCUGCACAUGAUCCUAUAUAAACACGUCUGAGCCCACGGUUUCUUAUAACUACAGAAUCCAUGCCAGAGCUUCAUGGUUUCCAUACUACAGGCCAAUUUCUCUUUUUUUAGCAUGUAGGACACACACUAUGGGACGAACAAGAAUCGGGAACAGAAAAACCGGGUUGUUAAAUGAAUAAAUAAGUUGAUUUACAGCACAGCGUCCAAAGGGAGUUCUGGAGGUGCCCAGAGCGGCUCUGUUCUCAUUCCGGGUCACCGAACAUCCCGAGCCCGAGACUUGUUGUGAAUAUUCAUGAUCAAAGAGGUCAGAUGUCUACUGGAAGCUGCAGGCACUCAAACGCUCUCGCCAUCAAUUAAUAGCGCUUUUGUCAGCUAGGACUGGAGGCGUUCGGCACACAUUAGCUGUUUCUUGUGCUAAUUUUACAUUCGUGUGGCGUGAUGAAACUUAAACAAGUGGUAGAUGAGAUGACAGGUGUCAUCUGGCGUUUUGGUAGGGCGCAAGAUGAAAACCGAAUCCCACGUUGGCCAGUAAAGGACAAGAUCCCUCUGUCUUGAGUAACCGGUUCCUGAAGACUGGAGAUUUUUAUUCGGUUCUUGGCUUUCUGUUGUUGUGGCUUGUUCAGCAAAACUCAAUUAUUCCAUAUCAGUUUGUAAUAGUGUCGAACAGACUCGGUUAGCACAAACCAAAGCAUCCGCUGAGAGUCGGCAGAUGAUUCACUGUGGUGAAAUGGUCAACCCUCGUUGCUGAAAAUCAUCAUAAAAGGUGCUUUUGGAAAAUAUGCUGGCUUAAAACCCUCUGGUCCUUU
Molecule: messenger RNA, 2067 nt
Organism: Carassius carassius (crucian carp)
Lineage: Eukaryota; Metazoa; Chordata; Actinopteri; Cypriniformes; Cyprinidae
Gene: reep2
Product: receptor accessory protein 2
Exons: 8
Coding region: 164-973 (269 amino acids)
Biological process (GO): endoplasmic reticulum tubular network organization
Cellular component (GO): endoplasmic reticulum membrane; cytoplasmic microtubule; endoplasmic reticulum tubular network
Molecular function (GO): microtubule binding; taste receptor binding
Source: RefSeq, a predicted model, not a curated record